AUGUCAGAUACAGAAGUAAGGGCCCAACUACGUGAGAUCUUUAGACGUGAAGGACUAGGUGACUCCACAACAGUGUUGCAGUUGCUCUCGCAACUAAUACCCGAGUCCCUACAGGAAGAAUGGCUAGAUCAGAUGGCCGAAGCGGACAAGAAAGGGUGUCCCGAAUCGUUUGUGGACUCACUACCAAGAGUACCAAAAUCAGAAAUCUCACCCUCGAGUAGUUGUUCGAUAUGCUAUGUAAACUAUCUCAACGAUGGGUAUCCCCUAGUGGUACGCCUACCACAUUGCGGACACGAUUUCGACCUAGAAUGUUUAUCCGUGUGGUUCAGCAAGAGUACUAGCUGUCCACUAUGCCGUGAUGACGUGUUGUCACACCGUGCAGAGGUCGAUACGAGCCAGGUCGAAUUAGAGGAAGACUGGGGGAUGUACGGUUGA
This is a messenger RNA of Torulaspora delbrueckii, 435 nucleotides long. RefSeq lists its product as uncharacterized. The record is from RefSeq and is a predicted model, not a curated record. Lineage: Eukaryota; Fungi; Ascomycota; Saccharomycetes; Saccharomycetales; Saccharomycetaceae. Bases 1 to 435 code for a protein of 144 amino acids. The transcript has a single exon.